GGCAUGGCAACCCAAGCUUUACGACCCGAGAUUGAGCUUGUGGUUGACGACACGACCACCUCCAACGUUAUUAGCCACAGCAAUCACGAACCAACCUCGUUGAUGGUCGCAAAGCGCUCCUUAACGUCCCUAAAUUCUAUACUAACAAAAUUCCAUGCAGGUUACUUCAGAAUAAGCCUCUCCCUCGGUGGCCAAGCUUUGUGGUGGAAGACACUGAUCGAAUCACCAACACACGACGUCACAAGCGCUCUACGACGCUUGCUUUGCACGCUUCCUUCCUCAGCUUUUCUUGCACUGUGGUCGUUGGCUCUCUUUACUCUCGUGUUACUCUCUCUUCUCUACCUCCUGAGAUGCUUAAUUGUUUUUUUUUUUUAAUCGGCCAAAUGUUAUUUUUAUUAGGUGAGGAUAUUAAACUCGCCACAUUUCUCAUGUUUCAUUUUCUUUUAACCAUCCAACUCACUUUAUAUCUUUAUAUCUCUUCCGGCUAGGUGUUUGUUUUUCUUUAGGAUGGUAAAGGCGGAUUUCUUGCACCCUGUACGAGUUAACUACCUCUUCGCUCCGUGGAUUUCAUGGCUUCUGUUGCUUCAAUCAGCGCCAUUCGUGGCGCCGAAAACACCGACGUAUUUGGUUAUGUGGUGGGUGUUCGCGGUGCCGGUGGUGGUGCUGGACGUGAAAUUCUACGGGCAGUGGUUCACGAAAGUGAAGAGGUUUUUAUCGACGGUAGCAAACCCGACGAGCCAGAUGUCGGUGAUAGGGAACUUGGUCGGGGCACAAGCUGCGGCGAAUAUGGGUUGGAAAGAGAGAGCGGUUUGCUUGUUUUCGCUGGGGAUGGUGCAUUACUUGGUGCUGUUUGUUACCCUCUAUCAGCGUUCCGGUGGAGAUCGCCUUCCGGUGUUGUUGAGGCCGGUUUUCUUCUUGUUCUUUGCAGCACCGAGUGUGGCAAGCUUGGCUUCAGAAUUCAUGGUUGGCACCUUUGAUACUGCUUCCAAGAUGCUCUUCUUUCUCUCCCUAGUCCUCUUCACAUCACUGAUUUGCAGGCCAACCCUGUUCAGGAGAUCUAUGAGAAGGCUCAAUGUUGCGUGGUGGGCUUACUCCUUUCCGAUUACCGCACUAGCUCUGCUUUCAACGAAUUAUAUGCACCUUCUGUUAGCUCUUUCAGUUCUUGUCUACCUUUUUCUAACGUUCUUCACUCUGCUCAACUCUAAGAUGCUUCUACCAGAUAACGAUCCUAUUAUUGCAAGCUUGCUCAUUAGUUAAUCUGUUAAUUACCAUCACUAGUAGAAUCACCAAAUCCUUCAUUAUUUAAUUACAAAUUACGCUUAAUUAGUACGUAAUACACUUUAUAUCUAUCUAUAUUAUAAUAUACGUGU
This is a messenger RNA of Glycine soja, 1370 nucleotides long. RefSeq names its product S-type anion channel SLAH1-like. The record is from RefSeq and is a predicted model, not a curated record. Gene Ontology annotation, biological process: intracellular monoatomic ion homeostasis; transmembrane transport. Lineage: Eukaryota; Viridiplantae; Streptophyta; Magnoliopsida; Fabales; Fabaceae. Gene Ontology annotation, cellular component: membrane. Gene Ontology annotation, molecular function: voltage-gated monoatomic anion channel activity.